ACUUGAAGCAACAGAAUAAAAAAUAAAACACGUCUAAUUUAUUUUAGAUAAUACACUUGUUGCAAUAAUUUAAAUACAGUUGUCUUUAAUCCAGACUAUAUUCAUAAGGAUACUUGUGGCGAGCUAGGUAAAUAUGAAAACAGGUCUGCUUUUAGUUCUUCUACUUGUUUUGUGCAUUGGAGGGAGUUAUGCUCGCUGUCGUAUUCGUCUUUGGGGAACUUGUAUUCUUGAACGGAGAAGUGGUAAGGCUGGACAGAAAAUUAACUUACCUUGCAAGUUUAAGCUUCUUGACCAAAACAUUGAUGGGGAGAUUUCUGUAGAAGAAGUUUUGACAGCCUUCUCGGGCCCUGACAGUCCCAUGUACACCAAAGCUUUGACGGAUAUAAUGCAUGCAAUAGAUCGUAACGGGGAUGGACGCGUCGAUAUGGAUGAAUUCACCCAGAGCAAACUCUAUCUUCAACAGACCCGGCUUUUCAAGAGUUGUGUUUGAGGAAAUAAAAAAAUUGAAAUGAUAA
Molecule: messenger RNA, 515 nt
Organism: Ostrea edulis (European flat oyster)
Lineage: Eukaryota; Metazoa; Mollusca; Bivalvia; Ostreida; Ostreidae
Exons: 4
Coding region: 134-490 (118 amino acids)
Molecular function (GO): calcium ion binding
Source: RefSeq, a predicted model, not a curated record